GCCUGACUGGAAAGGCCUUGUCUUAUAUCGCAGAGGUCUCGUGAGCAGCGGCCUUCCCCUCCUGUCCGUCCCAAACUGCUUGCACAAGCAGAGACCGCCAAAGUCGAGCGCAAUGGCAGGCAGGCAGCCCACGACGUGGGACGAGUACGAGGGCAGGCCCUCUCCAGGCCGCAGUGACAGUGGUGCUUCGGCAGCAAGCGUCCACUUUGAGCAGCAGGCCCUCCUGGGCGACCGUGGAACCCAAGAACGCGAUCCCGAGGUCAACACGCGACAGCGCCGCAGAUCGUCUGUUUCCCGAGGUCUCGCGGCUCUUACAGAUAUUGGUGGCGUCAACAGCAUCAGAUCGUUCGGCCGCAGCUGGCAGCGUGCGGCCGUCUUUCCCGAGGUUAUCCCACAACGGCCCUCGUUCGUCUUCGCCCCCGAUCAGGAGCCUGCGCAUACGGCCGAUCUGAACCGAUAUGGCAGAACAGACAUUGAGGCCACCCCGAGAGCUUCUCUGCUGCGUCAACACCUGGAGGCUAGCACAUCAGAGACGGCUGUUACCGAGGCCGAGGAUGACGGCGAGCCAAUGUUUCAUUCGCCCUUUGGGCCCUCCGGAGAACGCAAGCGCCAGGGAAGCGGAGACCAGCUCUUUCGACACAGCUCGCCGUCUGGUUCCAUGAGGAGCAACUCGAUCUUCCAGAUCCCCCCUCACCUGGCCGCCCCAGACAUUGUGGGCAGCUAUGGCUCCUUUCAGAGUUACGGAACCAUCGAUUCUGAUGCAAGCCACCGGUCCAUGCUCGGCGCUGGCGAGCUUUGGCGUCAACAGCAGGAGUCUGGCGCCAGCAUGCCAGAUGGAGAGCGGCCCGCGAUCCUCGUCAGGGAAGUCGAACAGGAGGGCAAGAUCGUGCUGGCAGUCUCGGGCCAGUCGACUUUACCUCAGACUGUACUCAACUCUACAAACGUCUUGAUUGGUGUCGGCAUGCUGAGUCUGCCCAUGGGCCUUCGGUAUGCCGGCUGGGUGCCGGGUUUGAUCAUGCUGGGACUUUGCGCUGCCGUGACAAGCUGGACGGCUGGCAUCCUUGCCAAGUGUAUGGAUCUUGAUCCCACCAUCAUCACCUUUUCCGACAUUGCCUACAUCUCGUUUGGCAGCAAAGCUCGAAUCAUGACAUCCAUCCUGUUCACCCUCGAGCUGCUCGCGGCUUGCGUUGCUCUCAUCGUGCUAUUUGCCGAUUCGCUGGUGUUGCUCUUUCCUGGAUCCUUGACGGUUACGGAGUGGAAAGUUUUGUGCACUGUGGUGCUGCUACCGCUGCAGUUUGCGCCGCUGGCACUCCUCAGCUUCACGAGCUUCGUCGGCAUCCUUUGCUGCAUGAGCAUCGUAAUCAUUGUGAUCCUGUGCGGCUUACUCAAAGCCACAGGCCCUGGCUCUCUGAUUGAGCCUGCCGCCACAUACCUGUUUCCUGCUAAUUGGAUGACGCUUCCGCUCUCUCUUGGCUUGCUUAUGUCUCCAUGGGGAGGUCAUGGUGUCUUUCCAAAUAUUUAUCGUGACAUGCGUCACCCUCACAAGUACACACGAGCAGUCAGCUACACCUUCGGCUUUACGUUUGGUAUCGAUUCGCUCAUGGCCGUGCUUGGCUAUGUGAUGUUCGGUGAUGGCGUUCGGGACGAAAUCACAGCCAACAUCCUGGACACGACAGGUUACCCCAAUAUUCUCAACAUCAUCCUCGUCAUCGUUAUUGCCAUUAUCCCCCUGACGAAGAUCCCGCUGAAUGCGCAGCCCAUCAACGCCACCAUUGAGGUCGUCUGUGGCCUUCGCCAGCAGCACGUAGCUGGUGAAUCCUCCAUGGUUGGACUCUCGGCCACUGCUCGUGGCCUCCUUAAGGCCUUGGUCCGUGUCGGCGUUCUUUGUGUCUUCCUCGCGGUGUCGAUUGCAUUCCCUGCAUUCGACUCGAUUAUGGCUUUCAUGGGAAGUGCCUUAUGCUUUACAAUCUGUGUCACGCUGCCUCUGGCCUUUUAUCUCAAACUUUUUGGCCAUGAGUUGUCGGCACGCGAGAAGCUGUUCACGUGGUGUGUCAUGCUGACAUCGCUGACACUCUCCAUCGUCGGCACGGUAUGGGCAUUCCUGCCCAAGGAUCUCAUUGGAGCGACGGAGUGAGAGAGGACCGAUAUGACACGAGUCACCAGUAUGAGAAGCAUUUGCAGGACUUCGAAAUGCGCACGCGGGAUGUAAGGAAGCGGCAGGAGGACCAGCAUUAUGAAAAGUCUGAUUUCACGGUCGACUGAAAAAACGCUGAAUUAGCAUGAGGACUGGCGUUAUCGCUUUGACGCAUACAUACGAUAUUUU
This is a messenger RNA of Microdochium trichocladiopsis, 2323 nucleotides long. RefSeq names its product transmembrane amino acid transporter protein-domain-containing protein. The transcript is spliced from 7 exons. Gene Ontology annotation, molecular function: amino acid transmembrane transporter activity. The record is from RefSeq and is a predicted model, not a curated record. NCBI's taxonomy places the organism in Eukaryota, Fungi, Ascomycota, Sordariomycetes, Xylariales, Microdochiaceae. Gene Ontology annotation, cellular component: vacuolar membrane. The coding region runs from base 113 to 2134 and encodes 673 amino acids. Gene Ontology annotation, biological process: amino acid transmembrane transport.